Topomyia yanbarensis is the source of this 1395-nucleotide messenger RNA. RefSeq names its product neurofilament heavy polypeptide-like. The coding region runs from base 1 to 1395 and encodes 464 amino acids. The transcript has 2 exons. The record is from RefSeq and is a predicted model, not a curated record. Lineage: Eukaryota; Metazoa; Arthropoda; Insecta; Diptera; Culicidae.
AUGGGAAUGAAACGGAAGGAAGGAAGCCGGAAAAAGCUUCCAGCCGGAAAAGGCUUCCAGCCGAAAAAGGCUUCCAGCCGGAAUAGCCUUCCAGCCGCAAUAGGCUUCCAGUCGGAAAAGGCUACCAGCCGGAAUAGGCUACCAGCCGGAAAAGGCUUCCAGCCGGAAAAGAUUUCGAACCGGAAAAGGCUUCCAGCCGGAAAAGGCUUCCAGCCGGAAAAGGCUUCCAGCCGGAAAAGGCUUCCAGCCGGAAAAGGCUUCCAGCCGGAAAAGGCUUCCAGCCGGAAAAGGCUUCCAGCCGGAAAAGGCUUCCAGCCGGAAAAGGCUUCCAGCCGGAAAAGGCUUCCAGCCGGAAAAGGCUUCCAGCCGGAAAAGGCUUCCAGCCGGAAAAGGCUUCCAGCCGGAAAAGGCUUCCAGCCGGAAAAGGCUUCCAGCCGGAAAAGGCUUCCAGCCGGAAAAGGCUUCCAGCCGGAAAAGGCUUCCAGCCGGAAAAGGCUUCCAGCCGGAAAAGGCUUCCAGCCGGAAAAGGCUUCCAGCCGGAAAAGGCUUCCAGCCGGAAAAGGCUUCCAGCCGGAAAAGGCUUCCAGCCGGAAAAGGCUUCCAGCCGGAAAAGGCUUCCAGCCGGAAAAGGCUUCCAGCCGGAAAAGGCUUCCAGCCGGAAAAGGCUUCCAGCCGGAAAAGGCUUCCAGCCGGAAAAGGCUUCCAGCCGGAAAAGGCUUCCAGCCGGAAAAGGUUUCCAGCCGGAAAAGGCUUCCAGCCGGAAAAGGCUUCCAGCCGGAAAAGGCUUCCAGCCGGAAAAGGCUUCCAGCCGGAAAAGGCUUCCAGCCGGAAAAGGCUUCCAGCCGGAAAAGGCUUCCAGCCGGAAAAGGCUUCCAGCCGGAAAAGGCUUCCAGCCGGAAAAGGCUUCCAGCCGGAAAAGGCUUCCAGCCGGAAAAGGCUUCCAGCCGGAAAAGGCUUCCAGCCGGAAAAGGCUUCCAGCCGGAAAAGGCUUCCAGCCGGAAAAGGCUUCCAGCCGGAAAAGGCUUCCAGCCGGAAAAGGCUUCCAGCCGGAAAAGGCUUCCAGCCGGAAAAGGCUUCCAGCCGGAAAAGGCUUCCAGCCGGAAAAGGCUUCCAGCCGGAAAAGGCUUCCAGCCGGAAAAGGCUUCCAGCCGGAAAAGGCUUCCAGCCGGAAAAGGCUUCCAGCCGGAAAAGGCUUCCAGCCGGAAAAGGCUUCCAGCCGGAAAAGGCUUCCAGCCGGAAAAGACUUCCAGCCGGAAAAGACUUCCAGCCGGAAAAGGCUUCCAGCCGGAAAAGGCUUCCAGCCGGAAAAGGCUUCCAGCCGGAAAAGGCUUCCAGCCGGAAUUGGCUUCCAGCCGGAAUUGGCUUCCAACCGGAAUAGGCUUCCAACCGGAAUAG